Molecule: messenger RNA, 1476 nt
Organism: Aethalodelphis obliquidens (Pacific white-sided dolphin)
Lineage: Eukaryota; Metazoa; Chordata; Mammalia; Artiodactyla; Delphinidae
Gene: NR1I3
Product: nuclear receptor subfamily 1 group I member 3
Biological process (GO): negative regulation of transcription by RNA polymerase II; cell differentiation; positive regulation of transcription by RNA polymerase II
Molecular function (GO): RNA polymerase II cis-regulatory region sequence-specific DNA binding; nuclear receptor activity; zinc ion binding
Source: RefSeq, a predicted model, not a curated record
CUCUCAACCACUGUGCCACCAGGGAAGCCCAUGCCUAUUCUUUUACUGUUGACAUAUGUCAUGUGAAAAAGCUUGUUCUCUCCCUCUCUCCUCAGCAAUAGGGAACAUCUACAUGGAUCUGAUAAGGAGCAGUUUCUAUCCUUGUUUUCCAGAUACUGAGGGCCGUAAUCCCUAACUCUAAACACUAGCAGCUCUUGAGCUCAAGGGGAAAGCAGGGUCAGAGUGGGAAGAGAAGCAGGUAGGAAAACUUUCGGGGUCCAGAGACUAAAAGCAAUUAAGUGCAGACAAUGCAGGGGGUCAGGCCGAGGGCAGGUUUGGGAAGAGGCUCUGCAGAAGGGGAAGAAGGUCAAGGGUGGUCCAGAGCCGACUGAUAACCCCUCUGACAUUCAGGGGCCUGUGACAGCCACUGCAACACCUGAAGCCAUGGUCCGUGAGGAGGAUGAGCAGAGGAAUUGUGUGUGCAGGAACUGAGCCACAGGCCAUCCCUUCCAGGCCCUGACUUCUGAGGACUGCAAGGGUUUCUUCAGGCGAACAGUCAGCAAAAGCACCGGUCUCACGUGCCCCUUUGCUGGAAGCUGGAAGGUCAACAGCCCAGCCUGCAGGUUGCAGAAGUGCCUAGAUGCUGGCAUGAAGAAGGACAGCACAAUGAUCGCAUCGGCAGAAGCCCGGGCGUUGCGGUAAGCAAGACAGGCCCAGCGGCGGGCACGGCACGCAUCGAUGCCUGAGGAGAAAGAGCUACUCCAGACACUGCUGGGGGCCCAAGUUUGCCACGUGGGCGCCAUGUUUGACCAGUUCGUGCAGUUCAGGCCUCCAGCUCAUCUGUUCCUCCAUCACCCGCUGUCCACCCAGUUCCCUGCACUGCCUCUGCUCACACAUUUCGCAGACAUCAACACUUUCAUGGUACAGCAAAUCAUCAGGCUCACCAAGGACCUGCCCCUUUCGGUAUGUUUCCUGCUCUGGCCCAUGGAGGACCAGAUCUCCCUUCUCAAGGAAGCAGUUGUAGAAUGUCACAUUGCACUCAAUGCCACUUUCUGUCUCCAAACACAAAACUUCCUCUGCGGGCUUCUUUGCUACACAGUAGAAGAUGGACCCGUGUCCCUGGAACCCACAGUGGGGUUCCAGGAAGAGUUUUUGGUUCUCUUCGGCUUCCAUAGGACACUGCGCCAACUGCAGCUCCAGGAGCCUGAGUAUGUGUUCGUGGCUGCCAUGGCCCUCUUCUCUCCCGCUCCCUAUCUUACAGACAGGCCUGGGAUAACCCAGAGAGAGGGGACUGAUCAGUUGCAAGAGGAGAUAGCGCUGACUCUGCAGAGCUAUAUCAAAGGCCAGCAGCAAAAUCCCCGGGACCGGUUUCUAUACGCGAAGCUGCUGGGCCGGUUGGCUGAUCUCCGAAGCAUUAACAAUGCAUGUUGGUACCAAAUUGAGAACAUCCAGGGACUGUCCACCAUGGUGCCACUGCUCCAGGAGACCUGCAGCUGA